Messenger RNA from Saccostrea cuccullata (small rock oyster), 562 nucleotides. RefSeq names its product lysozyme-like. The transcript is spliced from 4 exons. Lineage: Eukaryota; Metazoa; Mollusca; Bivalvia; Ostreida; Ostreidae. The record is from RefSeq and is a predicted model, not a curated record. Gene Ontology annotation, molecular function: lysozyme activity. Bases 17 to 424 code for a protein of 135 amino acids.
ACAAUAGACUAGCAGAAUGAUUGUCUUUCUUGUGUCUUGUGCAGUUUUGGCAUCCGUAGCAAACGGUGGCAUAUCUAACGACUGCUUGAGAUGCAUUUGUAAGGUUGAAUCAAGCGGCUGUCGAGCUAUUGGUUGUAACUGGGACGUCAACUCGGUAUCCUGUGGUUAUUUUCAAAUCAAAAAAGAUUACUGGAUUGACUGUGGUCGACCUUGGAGAAGUUGGAAGGAAUGUGCCAAUGAUUACAACUGUGCCGCUGGAUGUGUGCGUUCCUACAUGGACCGUUACGGUGGCUCUCGUGGCUGCAAUGGCAACUGCGAGAGUUAUGCUAGACUCCAUAACGGCGGGCCUUCGGGGUGUAGAAAAUCGAGUACCAAAACCUAUUGGAACGAUGUUAAGCGGGAAGGAUGUACAGUAAACAGCUAAAGCCUUCUCUAGUUUCUUUUCUUCCAACGGCACCGAGAAAAUUGCAUAUUUGAAGAACAGAAAACAUACAAACAAAUGCAUUGUAUGUUAUUUACCGAUUGGUAAUUUAAGAAAAUAUAUUUGAAAAUAUGCCUGUAA